GUAUUCAGCAAACUCAUACUGUAUGCAUGGUAAAUUGAGCAGUGUAAAAUUCUGUCGUUUGUAGGCACUGUAGCCUGUACAAUGUCCGUAGAUUGCAUUAGUCACGGCUGAUCGACUGCUUGAAAUGUUGCAAAGCGCAAAUAGAACAAACCGUCAAUGUAUGGGACAUUGCAUAAUUCAUAUAUACAUGUAAUAUUUGUUCUGUUCAUUUUUUUUUAGUUUAUAAGGUAACUUUUAAACGUACACGAAUUUACCUUCACCUACAGCUCGUGACGUCUCUACUUGAGUGAGAAUUCUCGACUGGGACGCCCCCCCCCCACCCCCCCCCCCCCCACACACACACACCAAACAAACCAAAAACACCACUUCUACCUUUUUGAAUUUUGUCGGUUGUAUUGUUUCUGCUUUAAAAAUAUCAAAGAUGUAAAUAAUACCGCAACGCUUCUUCAUUUUAACAUUUUAAUUUUAUUGCAUUUUAAAUGUAAAUAAGCUUCACUUAUGAUUAAGCUGCUCGUACAUCAGCUUGGCCCUCGAGGAAUGACAAGCAUGUCGAUGAUGGGAGUCCUGGUCUUUGAGACUGCACGAGAUAAUAUAAUCUAUAUGAAGAGACACAUUAUGCACACAUCAGAAUUAUGAGAUUUACCUUUUACUUAAAAAGUAGGCUGGUCUAAGAUAAUAAAGGCGAACGGUUUGGCCUAUUUCCGUGGUCAUAAAUUACACGCUUGGUUUUGGGACGGAAUGACGUUCAUUUGCGUUUAUGCAUAUUAAGGUCCCAAACCUUUGGAUGUGCAACACUAACUGACGUGUAUAAUUAAAGAUCAGUCACACACACACAAAAAAGGAAUUAAUAAACAUCCCCGAGCAAUCUAAAUUUAAAUGACUGUCCGUGAUUUAAAAGAUAUACGGUGUUGGAGCAGUCUUUUCACGUUUCCUGAAGUUCUUUCCGUGGCUUUUAAUCCCCUGCUUGAUGGUUGUCCCCACGUUAACGGGUGGUCCCGCUGGUCAAUUUCACAGUUCGUGUUUGCUUUGGAUUGUUAUCACCCGUGUAAGAGCGAUGUGAAGAGGAUAUAAUUUGAACUGAAUACAUUCUGUGCUUGGAGUAUGAGAUAUCUAAGGGACCAUUUGAUACCGGAAUUAUAGUAUUUCUCUCGGGGAUUUGUUUGGGAUGUGUACCCCCUCACUUUCCCGCGUCUUUCAGCUUCUAUGUGCUUCGGAAACUAGGAAUACCCCCAUUCCGCUCUAUCAGGACCGAACGCGAUGGGACUCAGAAGAUACCCUCUAUUUGUUGCAUACAUCUUUGUCCAGUCGGAGCUCCCUGGCCGACAGCAACAGCAUGGAGUCGUUGUUGCAGCAAUCUCUAGACGAAGCUACCAUGCACCAAUACAAUAGACCCGAAGAUAAUCCGGAGGCCAUGUUCGACAUGUUAACCCUGCAGACACUCAGGGACCGUUAUCAGGAGGGAGAGGAGGAGGACGUCGCCUCAGACAUAACAAUGAUGACUGCACAAGACUUUGAAGAUUUUGUUCGGGAAUUUCCUAUUGAUGACAGUAUCUCGGAGUGUUUUGCUUCCGCUGAUAUUCCAGAACAGACAAUAGUUGCCGUCAGCGAGGCACCGGAACCAGCUGAAACAAACUUUCAAGGUCGCCCGAGUAAACUGAAAAAGAAGCACAGAACUAACCACGAGGAGACUAUAUUCAGCGACGAAGACUCAAAAUCAAGUGACUCCAAGCGAUCUAAACUGAUAUCUAAUCUAUUUGGGAAAAAGCAUAAAAACAAGGAAGGUUAUAAAACAUUAAAACAGAAUGACCCAGAAGAGAAAGGGAGAGACAUCACGGACUCUAUCAUUAAUGCUUGUGAAAAUAUCACAAAGUCAUAUGAGAAAACUGGUUCUCAUUCUUCUAGUUCAGCACCCACAACGAAAGCGAGUAAACAUAAAAACAAGAAAUCUCAUGACGCUAACGCGGAUAAACAGAACUCUAGUGGUCUACACACUGCUAUAAACAUACGAAAACUUCCUCCUGUUCCAAAAAUUGACGUUGAGCACGUCUCUGAUGAUUCAAGAAAAGAAAAAGAGACACAACACGAAAAACCAGAAAUGACGUCAAACGGUAGCUUAAUUAGGCCAGUUGAUGUCAAGGAAAUGCUACGCUUGAGUGAUCAGAAAAUAGUCGAGAAAUUAAAAAUUAUAUCGAGCGACGGUUCCCAGACGACAUUAAGAAAAACAGUUUCCAUCCGUGACGGUACUGGAAUGACCCUACUUCAACGAAGUGUAUUAGGCGAUCGAACAAAUGUACUAGACUUUAUUUUGGAGACGGAUCCCACUUUACUCGACACUAACAUUAUGAUAUUCGCUGUCAAGCAUGGUAAAACAGAAUGUGUACGUGAUAUGCUAGAGAGAAGAAGUAUGGAUGGAACUCUGAACCCCGAACUUAUUGGAGAACUUUUGGCUCUAUGCUCCAAGAAUGGACAGCCUGAUGUUUUGGAGACGAUUAUACCCUACCUUGAGACAGACCCACCUUCUUGUUUACCGUGUGAUGAGUCGGGGAAUACAGUUGCUCACUUGGCAGCUCGAGAGGGACACUUGCAGUGUUUGCAGAUUCUCCUAGAUAACGGAUUUGAUGUAUGGACAGUGAACUCUAAGAAUCAGAGUGCGAUGGGACUGGCUCUAGAGAGCGGGCACCUGUCGGUGUACAAACAUCUUUUAUUGUAUCAAACAUGUCAGUGUCUUUUGACUGAGGCCACCAAGCAUAAAAUGACAAAUCUGAGAUAUACAUCGCAAAGAACGGGUAAUCAUGGAACUCUGGAGCAGCUGGAACAGCAGUUGGCCAAGUAUCAAAUGCAGUUUAAUGACGUCAUGCGCAAUAUGAUUGAUGCACAAGAGACGAUUUUACAGACAGUAGAUAAUCUAUACAAAGACACUAAACGUUUGAUACAAAAGGUUGAGGACCCAAACAGUACCGAAAAGCUCAAACUGAAAUUAGAAAAGCUGAAAGCAGAGGCUGAUCAACUACAGGAUCUAUUUGAUUUUUCACCUCUUGCAAACACUAAUGAUUUGUUGACAAAGGUCUUGUUGGAGUUUAGGAAAGUUGUCCUCACUUCAGAAGAAGAAGUAACAGUUCCGGAAUCUGUCAUCAGUAUGCCAUCGGACACUAAAGAACUCCUGAGCUCAAUGCUGAGAAAUUCUGCAACGGUAUGUGGUCAAAAUAGUAAUGUGGAUGUUGGACAGAUUCUUACUUGUCAGGUACAAAAUUUGUUACAAAUGUUAUCGGACAGUGAACGACCGGUAUCAAAGAGUACCAGCACAGUGUCGUCAAGGUCCGGAAACAAUAGAUACCAGUUUACACAACCAGUUUAUCACAAUCCAAAACUGGAAGCGAUUUUAUUAGACAGCAAAGAGAACAACGAGCGUACUUUCGAAUCAAGCAAAAAUAAUCCUCAUAUAAUGGAUCCGAGUCCUAAUAUAAUUUUUGGAAAUGGUGCUUCUGUUCAACAUUUAUCCUACUUGCCUGAAGGAAGUAUCAACGAGGAGUCAGAUUUGCCUUUACUGGACAGUCCUAGUUUAACGGAAUCCAUGUGCUCGACUGUAGUAACCUCAGGCAUAAUGGGAACAGAGAAAACUGACUGGACUUCUAGACUUGGUACUGUAACAUGUGAUACAAGUGACACUGAAUCUGAUUGGUGGGAUGUGUCGCAUGACAAGUCGCGCAGUGGAUGCACCGAGUCACGUGAAGAUGACGAGGAGGAAGAUGAUGAUGUGGAUUUUGUGACGAGUAUUCGAUUGAAUUUGGAAAAUGAGGACCUAUCAGAUGAUAUUUUACGUGAACAUCGACUCGCGAAGCAUUUGCAGUCUAUUGAAAAAUUAAAGCAGAACAAAGGAGAUUUCGUUGAGAGAGUUAUAUCAGCAAGUGGUCGCAGAGUCGGUAGAUGGUUAGACUCGUCAUGUUUGAACGAAGUGAAAAAAGUAAUUUCGGACAAAGGUCCAAAUUCCAGAAAAAGCAAGAAACAUGGUAUUCAGUUGUAUAGUCCUGAGCCACAGAGUGAGGUGGAUUCUAAUCAGCAAAGUAAGGAUAACAGAAGGCGAAGAUGGGAUGAAAUGUCAGUAACGGAUGGUGAGGAAAGUAAAGGAAAUUUGCGACCAUGGUAUGAAAUGUCUGACGACGAAGAGAGCGUAGUACAGAUUUGGAAGUCAGAUGAUGAAGAUAAUCAAUCACAAGUGUACAGGAUUUAAAUUCUACUGGAUCUACUCGAGAAAGAAAUCCAGAUCACAGCGCCGUCACAUUGGUGUACUGGAUUUAAAUUCUACUGAAUUUACUUGAGAAAGGUUAAAUUAAGGAUGAAAUCCAGAUCACAGUAACUUCACACUGGUGAGAGAAGCUAACAACAGAAUUCCGAGGAUCGAAAACAUUGUAGGAAGCCGUGAUCGCGAAGAGUCAUGUGGUCAUCAAUUGCUACAUACCACACUGCCAAUCUUUUCAGUUUAUGAAAGUAACUCUUGUACAUCACGAACGUUUUAUUACCAUCUUGAUCGAUUUUUGAAAGAUGUGCGAAAUUCAUUUAUAACUGAGGGAAAAACACCGCACGUCAGAAUUCUAUAUUCAAGCUUUAAUGAUCAACCUUGAAGCAACAGUACUGCAUGGAGUGUAAGUUACUGAACAACUAAGCGCUGGAAUGUGAUAAGAUACACAAUGAAAUACCUCAUAUUUGUACGUUAAUAAAUAUGUUCAAUUCA
This is a messenger RNA of Ostrea edulis (European flat oyster), 4729 nucleotides long. RefSeq lists its product as uncharacterized. NCBI's taxonomy places the organism in Eukaryota, Metazoa, Mollusca, Bivalvia, Ostreida, Ostreidae. Bases 1166 to 4228 code for a protein of 1020 amino acids. The transcript is spliced from 13 exons. Gene Ontology annotation, molecular function: ubiquitin protein ligase binding. The record is from RefSeq and is a predicted model, not a curated record.